AUGCCUCGUCCAGGGAAAAAUUCCUACAGUGACCAAAAGCCUCCAUACUCCUACAUCUCGCUGACAGCGAUGGCCAUCCAGAGCUCCUCCGAGAAGAUGCUGCCUCUGAGUGAGAUUUACAAAUUUAUCAUGGACAGGUUUCCUUAUUACAGAGAAAACACCCAGCGCUGGCAGAACUCCCUCCGCCACAACCUCUCCUUCAACGACUGCUUCAUCAAGAUCCCCCGCAGACCUGACCAGCCAGGCAAGGGCAGCUUCUGGGCUCUGCAUCCGGACUGUGGGGACAUGUUCGAGAACGGGAGUUUCCUGCGCCGCAGAAAGAGGUUCAAGGUGCACCGAUCCGAGCACCUGUCCGCCAAGAACUCCCAAAUGAUCCACUAUUUCCAGCAUCACCACCACCAGCAGCACCAGCAGCACCAGCAGCAGCACCAGCAGCAGCAGCAGCAGCAAACCAAACUGGGGCUGGCCUCCUCCGAGACAGCCCCGGGGAUGGGGCGCUUGCCCCAGUUCCAACCCUAUGGGGUCAACGGGCCCCAGACAACUGGAUUUAAACACCCCUUCGCCAUCGAGAACAUCAUCGGAAGGGACUACAAGAGUAUGAUGGCCAGUGGGCUCCCUCUCGCCUCGGUGAUGCAUCACCUUGGAUACCCGGUGCCCAGCCAGAUCAGCAACAUGGUGGGAUCCAUGUGGCCCCACGUUGGUGUCAUUGACUCCAUGGCCCCAAUGCCGGUCAGCCCUGAUUACGGCCCGUUUGGGGUGCCCAUGAAGUCCAUCUGUCACCCGGGCAGCCAGACUAUGCCAGCCGUCCCCGUGCCCAUCAAACCCACCGUUUCUUUGGGAUCGAUCUCCAGCAUGUCAGGUCCAGGAGCCCUGCCAGGCAACCCGAUACAGAUCUGCUCACCAUCAGCCUCCUCUCUACAACUGGACCAGACUCGCUCAGUCUCCACAGAGGGAAAAACUAACUCCUUACACUCUGUGCUCGUCCAUUCUUGA
Callorhinchus milii (elephant shark) is the source of this 993-nucleotide messenger RNA. RefSeq names its product forkhead box B2 (gene foxb2). Gene Ontology annotation, molecular function: RNA polymerase II cis-regulatory region sequence-specific DNA binding; DNA-binding transcription factor activity, RNA polymerase II-specific. The transcript has a single exon. The coding region runs from base 1 to 993 and encodes 330 amino acids. The record is from RefSeq and is a predicted model, not a curated record. NCBI's taxonomy places the organism in Eukaryota, Metazoa, Chordata, Chondrichthyes, Chimaeriformes, Callorhinchidae. Gene Ontology annotation, biological process: regulation of transcription by RNA polymerase II; anatomical structure morphogenesis; cell differentiation.